Messenger RNA from Rhipicephalus microplus (southern cattle tick), 1923 nucleotides. RefSeq lists its product as uncharacterized. Gene Ontology annotation, biological process: choline metabolic process; acetylcholine catabolic process. Lineage: Eukaryota; Metazoa; Arthropoda; Arachnida; Ixodida; Ixodidae. Gene Ontology annotation, molecular function: acetylcholinesterase activity. Gene Ontology annotation, cellular component: plasma membrane. The record is from RefSeq and is a predicted model, not a curated record.
GGUCCGAGUGAUCCAUUGCUCGUACAACCACGACGCCUCGCGACGAACGGUACCCGGCGUGUGCUUCGACGUCUACGUGGCUGCGCUUUGAGAAGAGGCGCCGUCGACACCACUUACCCUGUUCGCCUCUUUCAACACCGCCUGCUGCGCAACUUUCUCGUCAACUGUUCACAUCCGAAGGGCUCACUGCAGAGAGUUACGUGAAAGGCCUCGAGACCUUCUUCCUACUGCCCGGGAUCUGCGCCCCUACUCAGUGUAACGGCAAUGUGGGUUGGACUAGCGUUGUACUUCACUGUGUGCUGUCUGGUGGUCGGAAGAUCGCAAGAGGCGGCUAAUGUCGUUCACACAACUUGCGGAGACGUCCGAGGAAUCAUCCGUUCGACAACGACUGGUUCAGUGCUAGCCCUCCUUGGAAUACCUUUCGCCGAACCACCAGUCGGCGAACGUCGCUUCAGAAAACCGAUGCCAAAGAAGCCCUGGAAAGGCGUGCUGAAUGCUACCUCGCUACCACCCAUGUGUCCCCAACCUCCCGUUAAGGUAAACAGCCACUUCGACGUAAAAGCGACGGAUCCCUUUUCUGAGGACUGUCUCUUUCUUAACGUGUUUAAACCAGUUUCGAAGCACGAUUCUACCCUGAAACACGUCGUCGUGUUUGUUCACGGAGGAGCUUUUACAUUCGGAGGCAUUUACCUCAAGAUAUUCGAUGCGUCUGAACUCGCCGUGCGAGGAGACCUUGUUGUCGUCACCAUCGCCUACAGACUGGGGCCGUUCGGGUUCCUGUAUCUGGGCACCGAAGAGGCACCUGGCAACAUGGGCCUCUACGACCAGCAACUUGCAAUGCAGUGGGUCCGAGAGAACGUCCGUUCUUUCGGUGGCAACCCGGAUGUCAUCACUGCAAUGGGUCAAAGUGCAGGGGCCAUGUCAUUGGGAAUUCACCUGCUGUCGCCCGGUAGCGCCGGUCUCUUCCGACGCGCCUACAUGCAGAGUGGAAGCCCAUUCGUCAGUGCUUUCUCAAGUAGCCCAGUGGAAGCGAGGAGGAAAACAGACAUGCUUGCAAGCUACCUCGACUGCAAGGAACGGAACGAUCGAGAGCUCUCAGUUUCGCAAGUUAUUAGCUGCUUGCAAGCCAAGCGCGUCGAUGACAUCGUGAAAGGCGCACGAGUUUUCAACGCAGAUGGAUUGAAUGGAUUUUUCCCCGUUUUAGGGGGUGAUUUCGUAUUGGGAACGCCCGACAAUGCCCCUGCGCUGGUUCCACACAGUGUAAGCGACGUUCUGAUAAGCAUUUGCGCUGCCGAGGGAGACUUCCUUAUUGAUCAUAUGCUCAAACUCGCCAAUAAUAUUGACAACAUUCAGCUUGUUUCGAAACGAUACAUGGCACUACUUAUCAAGUUAUCGCUGGCGAGGUCUAUGAUUGCGGACGCCGAACCUAUCUUCGAGCGUUACUUUCGUCCUGCGGCUGCAGACAGUGGUGUCCAAGUCGUUCACGCUGGCUCUGAUAUCCUAAGAGACUUUUAUUUCGGCUGUCCAGCGCGCAGCAUUGCCCAAUGGCUCUCAGCUUCGAACACGUCUGUGUACUUCCUUCUGUACGAUGAGCAACUAUCCACCCUCGAUUGGCCUGACUGGGUUCGCUCGACUCACGGAGAUGACCUUGCGUUCAGCCUCGGCUCGGCUCUCGUCCUAGACGGUCAUCCUUCCGAAGGAAACGUCAGGGCAACUGAAAACCUGAUAAACGUCGUCGCGACCUUCAGCCGCUCUGGAGUACCGAAGGUCUUGGAUGGUACCGUAUGGCCAAAAUUUGAUGACGAGGGACAGUAUCUGCACAUACGGAACGGAAGCAGUGUCCGGCGAAAGCAUUUCCUCCAAUCUACUUGUGAAUUUUGGCGCAGUAUUGUACCUAAUGAAUAAAAAUUAGGGUACCCUAAA